Molecule: messenger RNA, 3549 nt
Organism: Eruca vesicaria subsp. sativa (arugula)
Lineage: Eukaryota; Viridiplantae; Streptophyta; Magnoliopsida; Brassicales; Brassicaceae
Source: the annotation of a GenBank genome assembly
AUCCGAUGUUCAAUCAGUUCGGCUCCACGGCGGAGACUCUGAGCAAGGCCUCAGCAGCGGUUCUCCGGAUCGGCACCGACGCUCACCUCUACGACGAUCCGGAAGACGUCAACAUCGCUCCACUUCUCGAUAGCAAGUUCGAAUCGGAGAAAUGCGAAGCUCUCAAGCGUCUCCUUGCUCUCAUCGCCCAAGGCUUCGACGUCUCCAACUUCUUCCCUCAGGUAGUGAAGAAUGUUGCGUCACAUUCAUCGGAAGUUAAGAAGCUUGUUUACUUGUAUUUGCUACACUAUGCAGAAAAGCGUCCUAAUGAAGCAUUGCUAUCGAUUAACUACUUCCAGAAGGAUUUGGGAGAUCCAAACCCGUUGGUUAGAGCUUGGGCGCUUCGUACAAUGGCUGGGAUUCGUUUACACGUAAUUGCUCCUCUGGCACUUGCAGCUGUGAGUAAAUGCGCGAGAGAUCCAGCUGUUUAUGUUAGAAAAUGUGCUGCUAAUGCUCUUCCAAAGUUGAAUGAUUUGCGCCUCGAAGAACACGCUUCUGCAAUUGAAGAGAUAGUGGGGAUAUUGUUAAAUGAUCAUUCUCCGGGUGUAGUUGGAGCUGCGGCAGCAGCAUUCACUUCCAUCUGUCCGAAUAAUUUUAAAUUGAUAGGGAAGAAUUAUAAGAAGCUGUGUCAGAUUCUUCCUGACGUUGAGGAGUGGGGUCAGAUACUACUCAUAGGAACUCUUUUGCGCUACGUUGUUGCAAGGCAUGGACUUGUAAGGGAAUCGUUGAUGCUGUCUUUACAUGGUUUGGAUAGUAACGGCUUCUAUGAGAAGGAUGGUGUAGUCAGAGAUGAAAGAGAUGGUGAUAAGAGGGAUUUGUUUGAUGCUAAUCUUGUCAGUCUUGUAUCUAAAUGUUACAUUGAAGGACCAGACGAGUACAUGUCACGAGAUAAUUACGGCGAAACGGUGGCAGCUUCGUUUGAUAGCAAAGAGACGACAUCUGUUGGAGAUAAUGAAGAUGUUAAGAUUCUGCUUCAGUGUACAUCCCCGUUGUUAUGGAGUAAUAACAGUGCAGUUGUACUAGCAGCAGCGGGUGUUCAGUGGAUAAUGGCGCCUCUGGAAGAUGUUAAAAAGAUUGUUAAACCACUCUUAUUUUUGCUUAGAUCAUCCACUGCCUCUAAAUAUGUGGUCCUCUGCAAUAUCCUUGUUUUUGCCAAAGCAGUCCCUUCUCUCUUUGCCCCACACUUCGAAGAUUUUUUUAUUUGCUCAUCAGAUGCAUAUCAAGUAAAAGCACAUAAGCUGGAGAUGCUCUCUCUCAUUGCUACCACUUCAUCUAUCUCUUCGAUUUUGAGAGAGUUUGAGGAUUACAUCAAAGAUCCAGACAGGAGUUUUGCAGCUGAUACAGUUGCAGCAAUUGGUUUGUGUGCAAAAAGACUGCCAGAAAUUCCAACUGCAUGCCUUAAUGGAUUGCUGGCACUAGUUAGACAAGAAUCUUUUGCUGGCGAUCUCGAAUCAGUGGAUGGAGAAGCUGGGGUGUUGGUGCAAGCUGUGAUGUCAAUUCAGACUAUCAUAGAGCGAGAUCCCCUUAGUCAUGAGAAAGUGAUAAUUCAACUGUUUCGUAGUCUGGAUUCAGUCAAGGUAGCUGCUGCUCGUGCAACUAUUAUUUGGAUGGUAGGUGUCUACUGCUCUUUGGGUCAUAUCAUUCCAAGGAUGCUGACCACAAUAACCAAGUACCUUGCAUGGAGCUUUAAAUCAGAGGCAUCAGAGACGAAACUACAGAUUCUUAAUACUGCUGCUAAGGUUCUAAUAAGUGCUGAGGUCGAAGAAUUUCAGAUGUUGAAAAAGAUUGUGCUCUACGUGCUUGAAUUAGGAGAAUGUGACUUAAACUAUGAUGUUCGUGAUCGAACUCGUUUCCUCAAGAAAAUGCUAUCGUACAAAUUAGCUUGUCAUGAGCCAGCGGAAGACAGUGUGGCAUCACAUGGAAAUAUUGCUGAGCAUGUUGUGGAACAUGUCUUCGGAAGAAAGCUGAAGCCUUUUUCACCUUUAGCCCUGCACAACCGUUUCUAUCUUCCUGGAUCUCUGUCACAGAUAGUUCUACAUGCGGCUCCUGGAUAUGAAGCUCUUCCAAAGCCCUGUAGUUUUGUCUUUGAAGAACAUGAUCACCUGUCAGAUUCUGCUAGACAAAGAGAGGCCAGAGAUGAUUUAAAUGGUUCUCAGGAAUCUUCUGAAACAGGGGAUGAAGAUGGCUCUUCUGAAUAUGAUUCUGAAUCAUAUAACGGUUCAGAUUUCAGCUGUGCUGGUGAUGAAAGAAAUGAUGCCAACGAUGCAAAUGAUCCUUUAAUUCAAAUCUCAGAGGUUGCUGUUUCUACUGACCAGGAAGAACUAAGGUCAAAAAUGGCUCUGGAUCUGUGGUUAGACGAGGAGUCUAGCUCAUCAAAUCAAACUCCAUCUGCACUAGAUAGGAAUCAGAGCUCUUAUGCCAAAAUAUCCGUUGGUGAUAUAGGAAGCAGAGUAAAUCCUAAAAGCUAUACUCUCUUAGACCCUGGAAAUGGCAAUGGCUUGAAGAUAGACUAUACCUUCUUAUCUGAAGUCUCCACUGCAUCUCCAUUACACGUUUGUGUAGAAGUUCUCUUUCAGAACAGUUCUACAGAACCUAUCCUUGAGGUCAACUUGGAGUAUGAAGAAGCGAAGAAAGAAUCAGACUCUGCUGAACAAACUUUGGUGGGCAAAGCAAAUGCAUCUUACAACAAUGUGCCAACACUAAUCCGAAUGGAGGAACUCAACUGCCUUGAACCAGGUCAGAGCGCAAAGAGGCUUAUCCAGGUUAGGUUUCAUCACCACCUACUUCCCAUGAGGUUAAGCUUACACUACAAUGGCAAGAAGGUUCCUGUUAAGUUACGUCCUGAUCUCGGUUACCUUGUGAAACCGUUUCCAAUAACCAUUGAGGAGUUCUUAGCCACAGAAUCUCGGUUACCUGGAAUGUUCGAGUAUAGUCGAAGGUGUACUUUCACAGAUCAUGUCAAAGACACAAGAAUGGAGAAUGGGAAAGACAAGUUUCUGAGCAUCUGCGAGUCUAUAACGCUGAAAGUGCUUAGCAAUUCAAACCUACACCUUGUGUCUGUGGAUUUGCCAGUUGCAAACACACUUGAAGAUGCAACUGGUCUGCGUUUGAGAUUCAGCAGCAAAAUCUUGAGCAGUGAGAUACCUCUUUUGAUUACCAUCACAGUCCAAGGUAAAUGCAGUGAAGAUCUGAACUUAACAGUUAAGAUCAAUUGCGAAGAAACGGUUUUCGGUUUAAACCUGUUGAACAGGAUUGCUAAUUUCUUGGUUGAGACGUCUUCUUCAGCCAGCUCAUGAGCAAAAAUCGAGUUUUACUUCUUUUUUGUUAUAUACUUACUAUAUAUGUCACCACCAUGUGAUGAAUGUGUAUUACGUUACCUGACGCUUUUCCAUCGUUUUAAAUUUUUGAUACGUCUGUAAAAUUCAUAUAUUGUUUUUGAAUUCAGCCAAGUGCAUAAGCAAAGUUUAUUGUUUAUGAUGCUUACGUAGAAUGUAUCAUGGUCCAUUACUG